Camellia sinensis is the source of this 1369-nucleotide messenger RNA. Its product is annotated as integral membrane protein (Protein of unknown function DUF92, transmembrane). The record is from RefSeq and is a predicted model, not a curated record. Gene Ontology annotation, cellular component: membrane. Lineage: Eukaryota; Viridiplantae; Streptophyta; Magnoliopsida; Ericales; Theaceae.
GAAUCCUUGCUCGUGUUGACAUAUAUGUGGCAAAAAAUUCAGCAUUGUGGUCUUCAGCUUCCGAUCACUGACUGUUCAGUGUUCAGAGCAGAGACUAGAGUGUGUGUGUGAGCGUGAUAGUUGAACAUGGAAACAACUCUGGUCCAACCUGCAAUCGCUGUGUUGCUUUCAUCUGCAAUCGCCAUCAGAGCUUUCAAAAGGAACUCUCUUAACCUGUCUGGCGCUUUUCUAGGGUUUAUCGUCAUGUUCAUUCACAUCGCAGUCAAUUACAGGUUGGGAGCGAUGUUGCUAGUUUUCUUCUUCACUUCGUCGAAGCUCACGAAGGUCGGGGUGGAGAGAAAACGAAGCAUCGACGCUGAUUUCAAAGAGGGAGGUCAACGCAAUUGGAUACAAGUUCUCUCCAACAGUGGCAUUGCUACCCUUCUGGUCUUGAUUGCUUGGAUGAUGACAAGAUCGCAAGACAAGUGUUUGGACUCCAAAGAAUCUCAACUUCUAACAUCUCUAAUUGGUGGUGUCAUUGGUCACUAUUCCUUCAAUGGGGACACAUGGUCGUCAGAGCUUGGGAUACUUAGUGAUGCGCAGCCUCAAUUAAUCACAACCUUAAAGCCAGUUCGGCGGGGUACAAAUGGUGGUGUGACAAAAGCAGGACUCCUAGCAGCUGCUGCAGCAGGCAGCAUCAUUGGACUGACAUUCGUUCUCAUAGGCUUUUUCACAACAAGAUGCGCUUAUGAUGUGGCUCUGAAGCAGCAACUAGUAAUACCUAUUUCUGCUUUGGCGGGGCUUUGUGGAAGUGUCAUAGACUCUCUGUUGGGAGCAACACUGCAGUUCAGUGGAUUCUGCAGUGUCCGUAACAAAGUUGUUGGAAAACCGGGGCCAACAGUAAAGAGGAUUUCAGGUCUUAGCAUACUAGACAACAAUGGUGUGAACCUUGUGUCGAUAUUGCUGACCACUGUGUUGACUUCGGUUGCCUGUUUAUAUGUGUUCUGAAACAGAUUCAUUUUACUGAAUGAUCUUCCAAGAUUAGGUGGUAUGGUUAGAUAAAAUAAGCCCUUCUGGAUGGAGUUGACAAAGGAGAGCAGCCCCUUGUUCUUGCAAAGUCCAUUCCCUCAUGCUCUGAAACUCCUUCAAUAGGAUUGCAAGCGAACCGAGUUGUUCAUAAAUAGUUUGGGCUUAGCUUGUUUAAAGCUAGUUUGAUCUUGGCUAGCUUGCUAAAGAAACGAGUUCAAUUUAAAUUUUUAUGCUCAUUUAGUAAUCAAGUUGAGCUCAAGUAGACCUAAGCUCCGCUCGAAUAGGCUUGUGAACAUAAUUAUAUAUAAAAUAAUGUUUAGUCUUUAUGAUAUGUCAAAUAUAUUUUUAUUAGUUUAUUCUA